AUGGUUGAAGAAAAUAAAGAGAACGAAAGGAUUCACAAGGAGAACAUUCCGAAGAGUGCCGAAGCAGAUGAUGCAAGAGUCCACAAACAAGAGGGUGACGGAAGCAAAAUGAGUGAUGCUCCUAGCACCUCUCCACAAAAUGAAGAAAUUGAGCAAGACCCAAAGAACGAGGCCACUGAGGAACAAAGUAAGACCGAAGAGCUUCCUAAGAGGUCUAAACUGGUGGGUUUUGCUCCAGAACCACACGAGGACCUCAAAGAGCAUCACCAGUACCUUGACGUCAGAAAGAGAGACAAGCAGCAAAGCAACCCAUUUCAAAAAAUUCCACCUGAGUUGGCGUAUUUGGACUCCAAAUCAGACCAUCCAAAGCCAUUGCCCACGUUGACCAAUGUGUUUGAGCCAAAGGUGAAGGCUAAGCCGUUCAGUGAAAUGAGAGACAGAAGGUGUGUUGCAGUUAAGGAUAUCUCCGUGAUCAAUAAGCAGACAGAGCUUAAUUUUAAUUACUGGGAGACUCCAGACCCAUGCAAGUCCGAUUGCGUUCUCGUGGAUGUGAAGUUUGUAUCGCUAACAUCGUACGAUAUUUCCAAGCUCAGCAAAUACUUGGUCAAUCUAUCGAACACGAAGGUAGGGUUAGGAUUUGACUUCGUGGGUAAGGUGAUACGGCCAGGGCAAAAGUUUGAGGACUCUGAAUUCGCACCAGGAACAACUGUGUUCGGCGUCUUGAAUCCACAUGAUCGAAAAGGAUCACUACUGACUGCUAUUGUUGUUGCACCUGCAAGAGACAUCUUGAUAGCAGUCCCAGAUGAAGUAUUGACUCAAUUGGAAUCGUUGGACGUGACACUUUCAUUCUCUGCAUCCUCUGAGUUCACCAUAGGUGAUGCUGACGACAACGAUGCGAGAAGCUCCUCAUCAGAGCUAUUUCUGUCAAAUUCCGAUAUUCCUCAAGCCCGUGUCCCACAAGGAAAGAGCGACAGGGCCGUAACCAUUAAGCUGCUGGAUAUGAAAGUUGAGGUCCCUAAUUUGGCAAAGUUAACCGUUUUUGGAAGCUCGGUUUGCAGAGUAAAGCUGGCUCUUCUGUUAAUGGACCAAAUCUUUAAGCGUCAACACAAGGCAAAUAUCUUGAUCAAUGGCGGUGAUACACAUUUAGCAUACACCUUUAUUCAAAUUUUGUUUUCGAGUGUUUACAGCGAGAUUCUUGACGACUUAAAUGUUAUUUUGAUCGUGAAAGAAAGUUCGCUUGCUCGAAUUAAGAGCUUAGCUCUGAGAAUUGAAAGCAAAAGAAGCGGAAAAAUUCAUGUCAUAUCCUUUGAUAUGGAGAACGAGGAUAUUGUUCUUCCCAAUGAAAAGGUUCCAAUUAAUUACAAGAAGAUACCAUUUUUCGCUGCUGAAAUUAUCGAGGCCAUGAUUUCUGCUGUUCCAGCAAACGAGACUGUCAAUGCACAAAACAUCGAUAAAUGUAAGCUUGAUUUGUUCAUUGACAUCGUGGGAAGUAGAAAAAUGUUCCAGCAUGGCAUGUCUAUGACAUCCUUGAACGAGGUCAACUUCCCCUUCAAAAAGAAACUAUCUCCGGGAGUGAACAUGACAGACCUUUUUGGCAAAUCUAAAGGACCACUUUUUGAGAAGCUCAUGAAACCCAAGACAGAGGGAUGUUCAUUUGUGUCAUUUUGCAAAUUCACACUACCGGAACCUUCGUAUCUGAUUAGCAAUUUGGUGGAUUUCACAAGCAAAGAUCUUUUCAACCCGUGGUCUGCAAAGUGGCUGCAGGGAUUUGCAAAUCAAUUUGUCGCCAAGUACAGCUAUUAUGAGAAAUUUGACUUGGAAACCAAGAAAGCGUGGGUUGAAGAAGGAUUACGGCUACUAUUGAAGGGCGAAUUGAAGUUCGAUAUACAAGAAGUUGUGGACUGGAGACAUAACUUCAAAAAGCAUGUCAAUGAUUUGAAAAUACAUGAUGCGCAUGUUAUUUUUGAGAUCGAAACCUUCUAA
Candidozyma auris is the source of this 1983-nucleotide messenger RNA. RefSeq lists its product as uncharacterized. NCBI's taxonomy places the organism in Eukaryota, Fungi, Ascomycota, Pichiomycetes, Serinales, Metschnikowiaceae. The transcript has a single exon. The record is from RefSeq and is a predicted model, not a curated record. Bases 1 to 1983 code for a protein of 660 amino acids.